AUGAGCCCGUCCGAAAUUGCCGCGAUGAGCCUAGAGGACCCGUACCGUGCGGACUUGUCACAGUUAGGUCUCCAGUAUCGGCAAAGAGGAGCUGAGCUGCAGGCAUGGAUUGCUGACCCGACAGCACCUGGCUGUAACGUCCAACAGAAGAUUCAAAGUUGGGAGACGUUGCUAGGGGAUGACAUAAGAAGGUGGGAUCGCAAUACUACUCAAACAACAAAUCUUGAACUUAUCGAUGGUCAGAUGCCCAUUCAACGUGGUUGGGUAAGUCCACCUUUGGAGGUGGGAAAUGUCCACAAGAUAGGGCUCUCCCACAACAACGUGUACCGUCAGAUAAUCUGGCAACCAAUGGGUACCGGCCCAUAUGGGGUCCAAGUCAUGAACAUCUGGCGUCAGGACACAGGGCUCGGUGCCAUCUUCGCCCGCGAUAUCCUGAGACAACAUGGGGCGCAUUGGGGGGAAGUUUGCCAAGCCCAGUACACGAUUGAUAACCCAAUUGAGACUCUGAAGUAUGUGUUCGUCAUCAAUUGUGUCAACGAUCAGACUUGGCCCUAUGUGAUGGACCUGUACUACAGAAAGAAGCUCAGCUAUGACGACCCUCUGCUUCCGGCUGUAAUCUGGCAGUGGGACUCUCCUGAGUACCAGGAGAUCUUAGGAACGACAAUUGGGAGGGGAGUUGCUCGUCUCGUCCUUGGAUCUUUUCCAAGAGGUACGCGUCGGAUUGAUAGGAUUCAGACCUGGGUACACAACGGCCAACUCCAGUUGCGAUUUGACAUUGUUGAGGUCAAUCCAACGGGUGAGGCGGUGUGA
This is a messenger RNA of Penicillium salamii, 810 nucleotides long. The record is from the annotation of a GenBank genome assembly. NCBI's taxonomy places the organism in Eukaryota, Fungi, Ascomycota, Eurotiomycetes, Eurotiales, Aspergillaceae.